Molecule: messenger RNA, 10408 nt
Organism: Podarcis lilfordi (Lilford's wall lizard)
Lineage: Eukaryota; Metazoa; Chordata; Lepidosauria; Squamata; Lacertidae
Source: the annotation of a GenBank genome assembly
AUGGUCCCCACCUCAGCAAGAACGGUUGCAAUUCAAUUGUUAAUACUUCAGCUUGCCUUAGUAGGAAACAUUUUCUGUGGGAAUGUGCUUAUCUGGCCAGAGGAUGCCAGCCACUGGCUAAAUAUCAAGGUCAUUAUCCAGGAACUGCUGCAUAGAGGUCACAAUGUCAGCAUCCUAGCCCCAUCAGCGUCCAUCUUAAUCGAACCCAGCGAUGAUAUAUCAGCUGCCAAGUUUGAGGUGUUCCCUGUGCCCUAUGGAAAGGAUGAGGCCCAGUCAUUCUUUGAGGAAUUUGUCACGUUGUUGCUGGACCACAAGCCAACUGCUCUGACCUUCUACAGGUUUUACCAAGAGAUGCGAAAGAUGAUGAGGAAAGUACAUGAGUUCCAUAAGUUCAAGUGUGAAAAUGUGCUGGCCGAUCAGGAACUCAUGGCCCGCCUGAAAAAGAGCAACUACGACGUGCUCCUUGCAGACCCUGCGACACCCUGUGGCGACCUGAUUGCUGUGAAAAUGGACAUCCCAUUUGUGUACACCCUGCAGUUCACGCCAGGCCUAACAGUAGAGAGACACUGUGGCAAGAUACCUGCCCCUCCUUCCUAUGCCCCGGCUGUCUUGUCUGGGCUCACAGACAGAAUGUCUUUUGGAGAAAGGGUGAAGAAUAUAAUAUCUUACCUCGUGCAAGACCAUGUUUUCCAGACCUGGUAUGGCGAUUGGGACUCUUAUUACAGUCAGGUUUUAGGUAAGCCUGUUUUUGUUUCUUCUUCCCAAAGUGCUAUUAUUAUUUGGUAGAGUAGAUGCUCUAAAGAGGCCAAGGAUUCCAACUUCAGUCCUUGGCACGACCAGUUAGAAAGGGCCUCCAAGUAGCAGGACUGGAAAGGCCUCAUCCUGAGGCUGUGUAGAGCCACGGUCAGCUGGGAAUAGACUCUACUAAGCUUUAGAGCCUGAUCAUCUGUAAGGGAGUGAGGAGUGAAUCUUACCUGCUUUGUUCUUUUAUGGCUUCACCCAGUUGCUUUGCCUUCUGUACAACUCCCCCUGAGCUCAAAUUGAACUAGAAUGAUAUCUAAAAUUAGCUUUGGAGUUGAAGCACAGACAUUAUUCUGGGAUUUUCUGCUCAUUUCCAUCACUCAACAAAUGAUGAGCAAGCAACUUUUAUGUAGUUCUAUCUAUUAUUUCAUCAGGAUCCUUCUGUGCAAUAUUUUACUGAUGUGUUUUAUUGCAAUGGAUGGCAGAGAAACUUGAUCUGAUAUUGUAAACCUAUGUAAAUUCCACUUCCCGGAGUGACAGACACACAACUAUGCUUUGAAACUGGAGUUACCUGAAUUUUGCAAUGCAGUUCAAUCGACCAAAAACAUUGUACAAAAAUGUGUAAGUUAUGUGAAGCAUGCAGGGAAAUGCAUACAUUUGUGAGAAUAGCUUUGUAUAUUUGGGAAAACUGCUUGCAAAGAUGUGUAUAAUAUGCAAAAGUGCAUACAAAAAUAUGUCUGUUAGGAGUGACACUUUUUUGUGAAAACUUUUAAAAUGAAUGACAUUUUAAUGCACUAAUGUGGACAAUUUAUUGUGGAAGAAAGAAACAGAGCAGCCACAAUUGACCUAUCCUUAGCUCCUGCACAUUGGAAAGAUACCACAUGAAGAUAAUUUUCAUAAAGCUGUAUGUGUGAUCACCACCACACUGUUGUUGUUGUUUUGAGGGGAAGAUGUGUUAUCAAUGCAUCAGUAAUAUUGAGGGGGAAAGAAAGUCAAGGAAACGGAAGGAACCAAAAGCUGCAACAGAUAGUAUCUGCACAGGGUUCUUUGCAGAAUUCAGUAACAAGAACUGAACCAAUGGCCUGGUUUGUCAAUAGAUUGUCACUAGUUCUGGUGCACAUUCAGCUACCAACGCUGACUUCAGGCCAAUUGGUUCUUUCUAACAUUAUGGAAGAGAAAACUUGGACUUACCCCUGAAAGAAUAUCCAUGAAGGAGCCAUAGCCAGUCCAGGCUUGCUAAUGAAUGAGUGCUCAUAAUACAUGUAUUUCUUUCUGUCCCCAGUUCCUGUUCACAUCUCUUACUUUUUUUUAGGUGUCCAGUUGAAAUGUAAUGUGUGAACCAGCUUUCACUAUUUGUGGAAAUGUUGAAAACGUGAAGGAGAGACAAGCUGAAUGUAACCUCAUUCCUCUUUCUCAUUCGACAGGGAGACCCACAACUCAGUGUGAAGUGAUGGGGAAAGCGGAAAUCUGGUUGAUCCGUACCUACUGGGACCUUGAAUUCCCACGGCCUCUCCUACCAAAUUUUGAGUUUGUGGGGGGUCUGCAGUGUCAGCCAGCCAAGCCUUUGCCAGAGGUAAUUCUGAAACCAAAUUUCAGUUGGGUGUGCUUUCUUCAGAGAAGGUCCCAUUGUUCUUGCUGGGUGAAUUAUACAUUUUGAGAAGUGUAGCAAAUGUAGUGAAUGAGCAGGAUGGAAGCUUAUCAUCACUGAUAUAGUUGUGCCAGGAAGAACUUGGCCUGCUUAAUUUUCUGCUUUUCAGGCUGAUGUGAAAAGCACAGGUGAAAAAGUGGGGAAAGGUGUCUGCAGCUGGAGUGACCAGUGACUUGGUCUGUUGUAAACUCUGCUCUCUGGGUGGCGCUGUGGUCUAAACCACUGAGUCUCUUGGGCUUGCCGAUUGGAAGGUCGGCGGUUCGAAUCCCCACGAUGGGGUGAGCUCCCGUUGCUCUGUCCCAGCUCCUGCCAACAUAGCAGUUCGAAAGCACAACGGUGCGAGUAGAUAAAUAGGUACCAAUGUGGCAGGAAGGUAACCGGCAUUUCUGUGUGCUCUGGCACUUGUCACUGUGUUACGUUGUGGUUUAGUCAUGCUGGCCACAUGACUUGGAAAGCUCUCUGUGGACAAACACCAGCUCCCUCAGCCUGAAAGUGAGACGAUUGCCGCACCCCAGAGUCGUCUUUGACUGGACUUAACCGUCCAGGGGUCCUUUACCUUUUACCUUUAGAAGCCUAUUAUCCAUGGAGCCUAAAGCACAGUUUGGAAGCUGGAACUUAAAGAUCAUUUCCCAAACACUCCCUCACAACAUUAAAUAUCAGGAAAAAUAUUCACAUUGCUACUCAUGCAUCAGGUUCAAACGGCAAAGACAUGGAGGAAUGUGACUUGUCAAUAUAUUUAUUUUUAAAUAUGCUUUGAACUUUUGACAGGAAAUGGAAGAAUUUGUCCAGAGUUCAGGAGAACAUGGCAUUGUGGUGUUUUCUCUGGGCUCUCUUGUUGCAAACUUAACGGAUGGAAAAAGUAACAUGGUUGCAUCGGCACUUAGCCAGCUUCCACAGAAGGUCAGUGUUCAUGUUGUUUGGUAUAGAAAACAAAAACAAAAAGUUGUACAGUGGACUUGUGAAAAUGCUGCCCCAAUUCCCUUAACUGACCUGUGAAAUUGCAUCCCUUUACUGCAAACACAUUAAAGAUUUUCUUUUCUUGAAAUCUACUUAAAUACAUUGGAGUUGUGUUAGACGUUGAAGCUAUCCUUGUCUAAUACAGUCAUACCUCGGGUUACAGAUGCUUCAGGUUGCGUUUUUUUCAGGUUACGGACCCGCUGAAAUCCAGAAAUACCGGAAUGGGUUACUUCUGGGUUUCGGUGCUCGCGCAUGCGCAGAAGCGCUAAAUCGCAUUUUGCACAUGCGCAGAAGUGCCGAAUUGCAACCCACGUGUGCGCAGACGCGGCGUUGCGGGUUGCGAACGCUGCGGGUUGCGAACGUGCCUCCCGCACAGAUCACGUUCGCCACCCGAGUAUCCACUGUAAAUGUUGUGAGAGUUAAUUACUGGUGCAGAAUAAUUCAUAGAGAAGAAGAUGGACGGUGGAAUUUGCUCUGGAUAACUUUUAGUUUAUUUGUUUUCUUCAAUUUUACCCGUACAUUAUGAAUGUAGGAGUCAUGGAAGCUUUCCUCUUUUCUUCCUAAUCCAGGUUCUUUGGCGCCACAAAGGGAAAAGACCAGAAACUUUAGGUGCCAACACCAGGAUUUAUGACUGGAUACCACAAAAUGAUCUUCUUGGUGAGAGAGACCUCAUGCUUGCUGCAGUUAUGGCUUCAUUGCUGUGUUCUGCCAGUCCCUUGGAAAUAUCUCUCCUCCAUCCUCACUUUCCUCACUCAUGACAGCAAUGAGCAUUCUCCCCUUGUUCUAUUCUGAUCCAUUCCUGAUCACAGAAUGGUAGUUGUUAUGUAUCCAGUGGUCUGUGUUUGCCUGAGCUUGAGUCCGGACUAGGGAUUCUGAGCCCCUGUGUCCUGAUUCAACACAUGAUAAUCCAACCACAGAACGUUUCAGGAUUUGGGCCACUGCCAUUGUCCCUUAAACUCUGAGUUGUGAUUCGCAGCUUAGAAGUUUAGAUAGCCAAUCACGUUGGGAGUGGCCCAGACAUUCAGAAAUGAAUAUAAGCAGUUGCUCUGCCCCUGUUCUUUCCCGCCCUGACCUGGCCACAGUGAUCCAUGCGACGGUCACCUCCAGGCUUGACUACUGUAAUUCGCUCUAUGCGGGGCUGCCCUUGAAGCUGUCCCAGAAACUCCAGCGGGUGCAGAAUGCUGCAGCGAGACUCCUCACGGGGUCUCUGCCAUGGGAGCAUAUUCACCCAGUGCUUUUCAAGCUGCACUGGCUCCCGGUGGAGUACAGGAUCAGAUUUAAGGUGCUGGUUUUGACCUUUAAAGCCCUUCACGGCCUAGGAUCCUUGUACCUACGGGACCGCCUCUCCCAGUAUGCCCCACAGAGAGCCUCAAGGUCCAUAAAUAGCAACACCCUAGUGUCCCAGGCCCUAAGGAACUUAGAUUAGUCUCAACCAGAGCCAGGGCCUUUUCAACACUGGCUCCAGCCUGGUGGAACGCUCUGUCUCAUGAGACCAGGGCCCUGCAGGAUCUGAUUUCUUUCCACAGGGCCUGUAAGACAGAGUUGUUCCGCCUGGCCUUUGGCUUGGAGCCAAUUUGAUUCCCCCCACCUUUCUUUUUCCUUCUCCUCCUGUGAUGAGGCUGCAUUUUAAUAUUUUAAUGUUUCAAUGUUUUAAUGUUGUAUUUUAACCUUGUUUUUAAAGUUGUAUUCAUUCAAUUUGUUUUUAUUAUUGCUUGUUAGCCGCCCUGAGCCCGGCCUUGGCUGGGGAGGGAGGGGUAUAAAUAAAAAUUAUUAUUAUUAUUAUUAUUAUUAUUAUUAUUAUUAUUACGUUGUCCAGUUCUGUUAGUUCAAUAAAGGUUCCUGCAGUUAUCACUUUGUUUUGCUUCAUGGAAACCCAUCUACACUUCAAUAGUAUCACAGAACUAUAGUGUAGUAAGGGACCCUGAGAGUUUUCUAGUCCAACCAGCAAGUUUACUCCGCUCCUGUGUUCUGUGCUGCCUGCUUUCUUGUUGAGGAUAUAUCUAUAUGCAACAUUCAGGGAUAGCAUGGCAUGUGGACUAAGCUCGAAUGCUGUAGCUUAAGAUCAAUUAUAAUUUAACCAUUUCAUAUCCAGUAAAUUUUCCUCUUCCUUCUCCAGGACACCCCAAUACCAAAGCUUUUAUAACACAUGGUGGAACCAGUGGAAUUUAUGAACCUGUUUGUCAUGGUAUUCCUAUAGUGGGGGUUCCCAUGUUUAGCAACCAUUCCCAUAACAGGAAGAGGCAGGGGGUACAUGGGGUACACCCCAGGGAAAACCAAGCUCCCAGACAGUGCUAAAUUUUUGGUACUUUGCAUUUUCCAAUAUUCAGGAUAUCAGGGACUGCAAACUCUCUGUUUUAAAAAGCUAUUGUUGUGUGCUUGGCCAGGGUCAGCGUUGAGUUCUAGAAACAUUAAUAUGUAUAGUGAACUGCAAUCUUCAGAGAUUGCCUGACAGUUGGACUAUGCUGGGCACUGCUGCUGAGAAUCAAUGCUAAUAACCUACUUUUAUCAUCCCAUAGUCAACAGAGUCUCAUCUUCUCCUUCCAGGACACCCCAAGACCAAAGCCUUCAUAACACAUGGUGGGAUCAAUGGGAUUUAUGAAGCAAUUUACCAUGGCGUUCCCACAGUGGGGAUUCCCAUGUUUGCUGACCAGCCUGACAAUAUUCAACACAUGAAGGCAAAGGGGAUGGCUGUGGGGCUGGACAUCCAGACAAUGGAAGCUGAAGAUUUAGUGGAUGCUGUGAAGGCUGUCAUUCUCAACGCCACGUGAGUCAACCGCAAACUCUCCUCUGAAAGUGAGAGAUGACUAGUGGUCUCCAUUAGUCCACAGAAUGCAUGUGAGAUUGCUUCAGGGCCAGGUGUAUGGCAGCUUACCUGUGGAAAUGGGCAGAAACCAUGCCAAGUGUCAAAAGCUGAUUAUGGAAGAGUAUUGCUCUGCGCCCGUUGUUUUGCUAGAAUUGCAAAAUUUCCUAGAAUUGCACUGCAGUCUACUUUACAGGGUUGCUGUAAGGAUAAAUUCAAAAUGGUGUUAGAUUCAAAAUGCUACUAUAAAAAGUUGUUGUUGUUUAGUCGUUUAGUCGUGUCCGACUCUUCGUGACCCCAUGGACCAGAGCACGCCAGGCACUUCUGUCUUCCACUGCCUCUCGCAGUUUGGUCAAACUCAUGCUGGUAGCUUCGAGAACACUGUCCAACCAUCUCGUCCUCUGUCGUCCCCUUCUCCUUGUGCCCUCCAUCUUUCCCAACAUCAGGGUCUUUUCCAGGGAGUCUUCUCUUCUCAUGAGGUGGCCAAAGUAUUGGAGCCUCAGCUUCAGGAUCUGUCCUUCCAGUGAGCACCCAGGGCUGAUUUCCUUCAGAAUUGAUAGAUUUGAUCUUCUUGCAGUCCAUGGGACUCUCCAGAGUCUCCUCCAGCACCAUAAUUCAAAAGCAUCAGUUCUUCGGUGAUCAGCCUUCUUUAUGGUCCAGCUCUCACUUCCAUACAUCACUACUAGGAAAACCAUACCUUGAACUAUACGGACCUUUGUUGGCAAGGUGAUGUCUCUACUGUAAAAAGUAGGAUGGUUCAAAUCAAUGUCCAUAGUAUCAAGGCAUGCAUUGCACCCUGCUUGCACACCUCACCCGGGCAAGUAUGCACCCACACAUUGGAUUUGCUGAAGAUAUGCAUGUAAAGUCAGGUGCUCAUAUGCCUAAAUAUUGUAGUUCUGUCACAGAUUUGCACCUCCUUUGAUUUGUAGGUGUUUGUUUUUCAUGACUCAAACCUGGUGAAACACACAGUCCUCCCCCAGUUCAAAAUCAGGGACAGACAGGCUGAAAAUAUACUUUUAAUUAUUAUCAUUCUUUAUUUAUCAAUUAUUGAGUUUAUAUCCAUUCCAUCUUUCCCCAAAGGAGCUCAAGGUGGCAUUCAUGGGUCUUCUUCCCCCCAUGUUAUUCUCACAACAACUCUGUGAGGGAGUUGACGCUGAGAGAGACAGUAAUUGGCCCAAGAUCACACAGGGAACUCCAUGGCUCUGUGAUGGUUUUGACUCUGAUCUCCCAGCUCCUAGCCCAGUUAAUAUGCCUCCACUUUACUGCACAUUCUGGAAAGAGGGGAAUAAUCUUUUCACACAGGUCUGGGAAUUUAUGGGGGGUGGGUCAACUUAUUAACAGCCCUGUGUGGCUCCUUUAAGACUAAGCUAUGCAGGCUGCCAUGCAGUGCAUAUGUUAUGUACUGAGUUGAAUAGGAUCCAAAAGGCAGCAGUCUGAUUGGUCCUAGAUUAAUAGGAUUCAGAAUACAGCAGUCUGAUUGGUCCACAGGAGCCACCCAAUCCAGCUCCAGGUGGAAGGGAAUCCGCAAUCUGAUUGGCCUACAGGAGAAUCCCAGAAUUAGCCAAUCACGUGGGGCCCAUUGUGUAAAUAAUGUAUAUAAGGCAGACAUUCUGGGGGAACUUCCAUUCCUCCUCACCGCUAUGAGCUGAAUAAAGAGCAUGGAAUCCACUUUUGACUCUGAGUAUAUUUCAGCAUACAUAUGGGGAAGCAAUCCCCACAGAAUUCAGUGGGGCUGCACUGGCUGUAAAAGAAGAAUCAGGAAAAAGGAGUUGGAUAAAACCACUAUAAAAACUGUUUGAUUUGAAAUCAAGCUGGCUUUCGAUUUGUUGAUGUCUCUGGUAACCUUUCUCUCACUUCUUGGGUGUUAGCUCAUAUUAUAGAUGUAUGAUCUGUAUCGUUCUAUUUGUUCUGUUGCUGCAGAUUUGUCAUCGCCUUUGGCUAUUUAUAUGGGUUGAGUAAUGUACAGUUUCUUUGGCAUGAAUCCACCCUAGACAUUGCGAUAGCAACUCUGAACCAAGCUAUGGCUCAGGGCUUAUCCUCACUUCCUCUUGUCUUGCUGCUUCCCCCCGCCCAAAAGAAAGCUGCUCUUUAGUGCUCAAUUGGAGGAAACAGCAAUUCCAUUUUGGCCCUGGAUUGCCAUUUGUUCUGAUCUAUUGCCAAAGAGUGAGUUUUACCUUAAAAAGGAACAGGGCAAGAGGAAAACCGCUGGGAUGCAUGCUUUCUGGACACAGCACAAGCAGAAGUGUGGAUGAGCCCUUAGUUAGGUGCUAAGUAUUUAUACAGCUACAGUGUUUAAAUGCCCUGUUUCACUGCAAAGUAGGAGGAUAGAGAGAGGGUCCUAAGAGGUGGUGGCCCCACAACUUUUCUCCCAGCAGUGAAGCAACUGGAUAGCAGGGACACCUUCUGAACCAAAGUAAGACACCUUUUCAGUUUAGUUAGGUGCUAAGCAUUGCAGAGGGACGCAGUUGGCGCUGUGGGUUAAACAACAGAGCCUAGGACUUGCCGAUCAGAACGUUGGCGGUUUGAAUCCCCGUGACGGGGUGAGCUCCCGUUGCUCGGUCCCUGCUCCUGCCAACCUAGCAGUUUGAAAGCACGUCAAAGUGCAAGUAGAUAAAUAGGUACCACUCUGGCGGGAAGGCAAACGGCGUUUCCGUGUGCUGCUCUGGUUCGCCAGAAGCGGCUUAGUCAUGCUGGCCACAUGACCCGGAAGCUGUACACUGCCUCCCUCGGCCAAUAAAGCGAGAUGAGCGCCGCAACCCCAGAGUUGGCCACGACUGGACCUAAUGGUCAGGGGUCCCUUUACCUUUACCUAAGCAUUGCAGUUGUACAAAUACUUAGGUGUCCACGAUAUCUUUGCAAGGGAGGAGGAUGGGGAGAAAACCACAACUCAUCAGGCCCCUGGGAUCUCAUUGUCCACACCCCUAUGACUCCUUAGCAGCCCUGCCAGGUCCAGCAGGACCCAUUGCUACUGCUUACUAACAGGCUUUGUUGCAAUAUUUCCAAAAUAUUAAUAUGGGCAGGAUAUUGUCUUCAGUUAAGCAGCUGCAACAUUAGCAAUAAGCCACUUUUGGAUCUAGAAUGGAAAACAGUAGGCAAGUUUUAAUGCUGCCUAAAAAUUUCCAGAGGUGAGACCAUGUGAGUGUGUUGCAACAAAAGGCUAACCAAUUGAUCAUGAUGACAUAAUAAAUGUGCUGAUUUUAAAAGCUGUUUUUAAUCUUGGGGGUAAUCAUCAAGGACUUUAAUGCUACAGUGCUUGCUAAACUGCAGUCAAAAAUUGAGUUCUGGUCCUAUCUCCAGGGACGUAGGAAGGGGUGGGGCGGGGUGGGGGCCAUCUUGGAGGGGGGUGACAAAUUAUCAAGGAACAAUUACUGCCCUAGUAGGGCGGUUCAUAAAAAACCUUUUUUUUUAAAAAAAAAUGCCUGCUCCAAAGGUCUUAUCUUACUACACUAGGGAUUAUAGGGCUAUAUAUGAAAUUCCAUGCAUAUCAGUUAAUAUCUUGACCCUCCUCCACGAAAAUAGCUGUUUACUUGGCCGUUUUCCUAUGUUGUGAAGGCUGAAAUUUCAAUUCACUGGAGCACUUACUGUUCCCAACCCUAACACUGCAGAAAGCCAUCUAAUUAGACUUUAAUUUGAUUUUGACAUGCUUUUAGGAGGUAAUUACCGUUAAUUAAUUACCGUUUGAUUUUAUACCAAUGUUAUGUAUCUGAUGUUAGCCGCCCUGAGCCCGACUUUGGUCAGGGAGGGCGGGAUAUAAAAAAAGAUGAUGAUGAUGAUGAUUAUUUAUUAUUCCUUUGUAAGAAAAUAUGAAAUGAUGUAAAACCAUUUUUGCAGACAAUAUAUAUAUAUAUAUAUAUAAAUCAACGUGGGAGUGGGUUGACAAGAAAUUUUAUGCACUGGGUACCACCUGACCUUCCUACGCCUCUGCCUAUCUCAAUUUGUUUUUAUUUCUCUCCCCCACCUUCCUUUCCUCCAGAUAUAAGGAAAACGCGUUAAGGCUAUCACAGAUCCACCAUGACCAACUGUUAAAGCCACUGGACCGGGCUGUUUUUUGGAUUGAGUUUGUCAUGCGCCACAAAGGUGCCAAGCACUUGAGAGUAGCUGCGCAUCACUUGACCUGGUACCAAUAUCACUCCCUGGAUGUCAUUGCCUUCUUGAUCGGUUGCAUGGCAGUCUUCACAUUCAUUGCUGUCAAAUGCUGUUUGUGCUGUUUAUUGUAUUGUCGGAAACGUGUUCGGAUCAUUAUGAAGACGAAAACAGAAUAG